Messenger RNA from Hymenoscyphus albidus, 1638 nucleotides. NCBI's taxonomy places the organism in Eukaryota, Fungi, Ascomycota, Leotiomycetes, Helotiales, Helotiaceae. The record is from the annotation of a GenBank genome assembly.
AUGGAUCACCAAAACAACGAUAACUUUAACAUGGACACCUUUGAGGGGAACGCAGAGCAAAACCUCGCAGAUAUCAAUGAUCGGCUCGUGGCUUUUGGCCAAAUGCAAGACUUUGAUUUCAUGGAGAAUGAGACUGGUUUUCAGACUCCUGUCGCCCCUGAGGGGGGAUAUCAUUUCGAGCAAGAGUUCGAUGUAACGCCAAACUAUUCUGAGCCAUAUUACAACGACACAGGCUAUACUUACGACAAUUUCCCGACUCUCAACCAAAGUUUUGAGCCAACAAAUGCUGAGCAGUCGAACUUUCAGACACUUCCAAGCCCCCGAACGAGGCUCAGUGUGGAUACUGCAGUUCCCCAAAUUCAGCAGGGAGAGUACCAGAACCAAAUUCUGAACGAAUUUGACAGUCCAGCAACGCCACUUCAAGUCAUCGAUCAGUAUCAUAGCCCUCAAGGAUUUGAGCCGGACCUUCAACAACUACUGGUUGAUGAACUUCAAAAUCAGAAUGGACAUGGAGGCCGAUUUUCUCGCUUCGGAGGAGGUCGUAACAACCCUCGUCCAAAGGCGCUCACAAGUACGGGAAAGGAGAGCAAGAACAAAAGACCAGAGAACAUUGCAAGUCUCAAUCCAUCCAAGUUCUACGAGCCUCUACCUGGGGGCCAACCACGUUCUUGGGGGCCAACAAAUCCUCUGACAAAUCAGCCACUCUUCCAGUAUACCAAAUACGGAGAACUCGCUGUUGGUCAAGAGUUCACCACGGAACAGCUCGUCGACUUCCUUUUCCAGAAUCCCAAUCACGGGAUGCAGCAAUUCCCUCAGGAUGUAACUGCUUACAGAGAAAACUCAGGCCUCACAAUUUGGAUUCAGAAUCCUCCGGCAGACAGCAGCAAGCGGUAUCCCGAAAAGGGUUCCGACAAGUGUCGAUGGGCUGAGUGCCCAGUUAAAGACCAUACGAUCCACAAGGGCUUCUACCGCGUUGCCUUUGAUGAGAGGUCUCGAUACUGGGCCGAUAGAAAUGUUUUUCUAGACCCAUACCACAACGCAGGCUACAUGCAUCUCUUCUGCUUUGAAAAGAUGGUUGAUUUUCCUUCAGUCUCCAAACUUCUUAAUGUUCGACCCGACACCCGCCAAUUUAGGGAGGGGAAAAACAAGAUGGCCAUCACAAGAGACCAUAAAGCCAUGGAAGCAAUCUGCAAUGAUUUCAUCCGCGAUUCCCGAUCCUGGCCCGGUGGAGAGCGCAGCGCUGAUUCUCAAGAUUGGUAUCCCGCAACUCUCUGCUCUGCUCUCACGGAGUUUCAAAUUGCUCACUACCCCAACCGAGUACUCAAUUUGUUUACGGCCCGAGGCGGUAACAACAUCAGUAUUCAUCGUGGUAACUGCGAUGUCUACGCCGCCAAUGAGGUAGUCAAGGAACGUAGGCCAAUGAAACCUCGGGCCCCCGAUGCUAAGAAGCCUGGUAGGAAGCGAAAGGUAAGAGAGCCUUCUCCUGAGGAUGCAAAUCCUGCCAACGAGGAGUUUGUUCCAGACACCAACAUUCUAGAAAGGAUCGACAGUCUACCUAGCAAGAGGCCCGCCAAACGACCAAGACGUAGUAGCCAGAGUCCGGAUGGUCUGUCGCCUACUUACUCAGAAUCAUUCUGA